AUGAUCACCGCAUUCUCUCGGGAAUCGAACAAGAAGGUCUACGUCCAGCACCGACUCAAGGAGCGGGCCAAGGAGGUCAACGAGCUGCUUCAACAAAAGGCCUACUUCUACGUCUGCGGUGAUGCCGCCAACAUGGCCCGCGAGGUCAACGCCGUCCUGGCCCGCAUCAUCGCCGAGGGACGCGGCGUAUCGGAGCAAAAGGGCGAAGAGGUUGUCAAGCACAUGAGAUCGGCCAACCAGUACCAGGUGCGUACCCUUUGCAUCCCCAACCCCCCGACCUUCCGCCGCAGGCUAACGUGGCGCGUCACAGGAGGAUGUCUGGUCAUAGAUGAUAAAGAGCACGAUAGAGAGCGGGAAACAGAAAACCCAAAGUAUGCAUUCACGACAUCGAUAUUUUUUCUCCGCGGCUGA
Messenger RNA from Drechmeria coniospora, 411 nucleotides. RefSeq lists its product as uncharacterized. Lineage: Eukaryota; Fungi; Ascomycota; Sordariomycetes; Hypocreales; Ophiocordycipitaceae. Gene Ontology annotation, molecular function: FMN binding; flavin adenine dinucleotide binding; NADPH-hemoprotein reductase activity. The record is from RefSeq and is a predicted model, not a curated record. Gene Ontology annotation, cellular component: cytosol. The transcript has a single exon. Bases 1 to 411 code for a protein of 136 amino acids.